Stegostoma tigrinum is the source of this 2759-nucleotide messenger RNA. RefSeq names its product inositol-trisphosphate 3-kinase B-like. Gene Ontology annotation, biological process: inositol phosphate biosynthetic process. The transcript has 7 exons. The record is from RefSeq and is a predicted model, not a curated record. Bases 996 to 2756 code for a protein of 586 amino acids. Lineage: Eukaryota; Metazoa; Chordata; Chondrichthyes; Orectolobiformes; Stegostomatidae. Gene Ontology annotation, molecular function: inositol tetrakisphosphate kinase activity; inositol-1,4,5-trisphosphate 3-kinase activity. Gene Ontology annotation, cellular component: nucleus; cytoplasm.
GCAGUCACACACACACACACACACAGUGGGCCAGGCAGUCACUGCAUCGGAAAAUAUCACAGCUCAGCCGAGAUCAACACACACUCGCUGCUGAGAGCCGAGCAGAGCGGCAGUGGAUGUAGCCCGGAGCUUAAACGCAAUAAAUUUUAUCUCAACUGGAGCAAAGCAGCGAGUGUCUGGAAGGGGCGUUCUGCUGGAAUCUAGCCCCUUCCCCCUCCCUCAUGUCUCUGUGAAGCCAAGCUGGACCUGGGUUUGCUUUCAGUGAAGUUUCGAUGUGCUUUUAAUUGUUGCUCGCCUGGAAUUGGGUACUGCAAGAAAUUUUUUGCUCUCUCACCCCUACCUCCGCGUCUGCAACGUAGCAGGGGGUCAGCUUGAGGAGGGGUCCCCACGCUACUCCGAGUGUUGGAUCCAGCAUGGGAGCUGCAACAAGAAGAUCUCCUCCAGGGCAUUGAACGUGACCCAGCGUGCAGCCUCUGAAAGUGUGUGUGUGUGUGUUGUUCGGAGAGUUUAAAACCAGCCUGUCUCCCUCCCACACGCACACAAUGCACUGGAUUUGAACUGGCAUCGCCCUGUGGGCUGGCACCGAUUUAACGACGAGAGCCCGAAGAGGGUGUGGGAGGAGAAUGAUUCUUCAAGCGUCAGGCAUCUGGAGUCUGCCCGUGCGCUACUCGAUUUUGUGGAGACCCUGCGGCGCGUUGUAGGGAGCCAGGCUCGAGGUACACCCUGUCAUUGCUAUCUCCAGCUCCCAGGGACUGUAGGUCCACCUGCCUCCUACAUCUCUGUGCCCACCUCCCACCGUUUGAGAGGGGAGUUUUGGGUUGGGGGGUGUGAAUAGUUACUUGCUAGCAGUGAUGCCCAGACCAAUCUCCUAACCUCAGUGAGGUAAGACAUCCAAUGCCUGGCGAGGGGGAGGGGAGGAGGGCACCAGGGAGUUUGAGGCUGGAUGCCAAUGCCCACCCCCACCCCCACCCCCAGCGCUGCCAGCUACUGAUAUUAUGGCUGCUUGUGCCUUGGUCAACCUGGGCACAAUGAGCAACGACAUCAAGGCAGACUGUUCCCAUCAAACCCGCAGGCUGGCGCUGAAGGUGCCCGAGAGGCAUGUCUCCCGUUGCCAUGUACGCCUGGCCCCAAACCCUGGGGUCAAUGGCGGGCGUGGGCUGAAGCCGUCACGGUCCAGCGAGGACCUGCCAGCCUGCAGCCAGCUCCCCGGGGUGGCCCCCCCUCCAGAGGGAAUGACCGGCCCCCUCCCUCAGGGGAAACCACAGCGAGGAAUCUCCGAGAGCCCCACAGAUCAGCAGGAGCCGCUCAGCAGUAGGGUCCCGGCCGGAAAAUGGGAGCGCUCCCGGACGGAUGAGGAGGUGUCAGCAGGCACAGGGGUCACUGGAGGCAGCCAGAUGGAGCUGAGGCAGCCGCCUGGCUGGGAUGUAGUGCCACUGGCAUUGCCAGGCACCCUGAUGAAGGGGAGUGGCAGAGCUCCAGUCCAGACUUGGCAGUGCCCCACCAAGGACCAGCAGCCUGGGGAAGGGCUGGAUAGGCUCAGGACUCAGUCCCCAGACCACCCUCUGCCCCGUCGCCCGUCACCCACUCCUGCUGCCCAGCCCGGCCUGGUGGAGAUCCCUCAUGUUAUCGUGACAGAGCAUGGGCACGACGACAGCGGGGAGCCCAAUGACGACAGAAACCCCAACGGGCCCCAGGCAUUCGUCCGCAAACUCUCUUCCUCGUCAGCCUCCUCCGCUGGCUUCUCCUCCUCCUGGGACGAGUCGGAGGAAGACAUCUCGAGUGACCCGGACAAAGGAGGCGAUGUCAGCUCGGCCUUCCUCCAAACCCUGGAGCAUCAGCCCAAACCCAGGGUGAGUAAAUCCUGGAGGAAGAUCAAGAACAUGGUGCAUUGGUCACCCUUUGUAAUGUCCUUCAAGAAACGGUAUCCAUGGAUACAGCUGGCAGGACAUGCAGGUAGCUUCAAGGCUGGAGCGAAUGGCAAGAUUUUGAAGAAGUAUUGUGAGUGUGAGCAGAGGUGCCUGGGCCAGCUGAUGGAUGAUGUGCUGUGCCCUUACGUGCCAGCUUACCACGGUGAGGUGGAGAAGGAUGGUGAGAGGUACAACCAGAUGGAUGAUCUGCUAGCAGAGUUUGACCUGCCCUGCGUGAUGGACUGCAAAAUGGGCGUGAGGACCUACCUGGAAGAAGAGUUGACUAAAGCCAGGAAGAAGCCCAGCCUGAGGAGGGACAUGUACCUGAAGAUGAUAGAGGUGGACCCGGACGCGCCAACAGAAGAGGAGAAAGUUCAGCGUGCUGUCACGAAGCCCCGCUACAUGCAGUGGAGAGAGACCAUCAGCUCCACCUCUACACUGGGAUUUCGGAUCGAGGGAGUGAAGAAUGAAGAUGGGACCGUGAACCGUGACUUUAAGAGGACCAAAACUGAAGAGCAGGUUGUGGUAGCUUUCCAAGAGUUCACUAAGGGGAACAGGGUUGUUUUGAAAAAGUACCUUGAUCGCUUGAAGCAGAUUAAGGAAACAGCGGAGGUCUCACCUUUCUUCAGGACUCAUGAGGUGAUUGGCAGCUCUUUGCUGUUUGUGCACGACAGGCGGGAACAGGCCAAGGUUUGGAUGAUCGACUUUGGGAAAACGAUGCCCCUUCCUGAGGGCCAGAUCCUGACUCACAGGACGGCGUGGGUAGAAGGCAACCGGGAGGACGGCUAUCUGUGGGGCCUCGAUCACCUCAUCGCCAUCAUGGAGAAUACGUUACAGAAGCAGAACUGAGAC